AUGGAAAUCCCCGCAUGUCCGACACAAAUCCUCAAGCAAUUUCGAGAAGAUCACCCUGAGAUCAGCUACAUUCGUUUCCAAUGGCAGGACUAUUCGGGUGUACUUCGGGCCCGCGUACUCAUUCUUGAGUCCGUUAUCGCUCAAGUUGCCGAAGGAACGCCUAUUCAGGCCGCUGGAAUCGCGCUCGGCUGUACUGUCAGCAAUCAUAUCCUUCCCCAUGAUCCCCCAAGAGGCAUGUACUGGGCAGUUCCAGACUGGUCAUCCCUUCGGUCAGCUUCUCAUCCCGGAACUGCGAUUGUGAUGUGCGCUUUGAACCUCACAAAACUAGAACGCCCAAUCAGUAGUGAUCUCUGUCCCCGGCAGGCGCUAGCAAGGGUGCUGCGAGAGGCACGCCAGACGUGGGAAUUAGAUUUCCUCGUAGGUUUCGAAGUGGAGUUUAUUGUGAUGAAAUCGGACCCAUCUUCAAAUGCAAUGGUUCGAUGCAGUGGCGGCUUAGGACACUUUGCCGUCUCAGGUCUACGGGAUCCGUGUUUCCAAUAUGUGGAACAGUGCGUGACUCGACUACGCGCCCAAGGUGUGGUAGUCCAAGCGGUGCAUACAGAAGGCUUUCGGGGACAAUAUGAGAUCGUCCUAGGGCCCCUCCAACCAAUACAAGCGGUCGAUCAAUUGAUACUUGUGCACGAUUACCUCAAAGACACAUUCUCCCGCCAUGGCUAUGAGGUUACUAUGUCUCCUAAACCUGUAUCUUUUGAGUCGCAGUCAAAUGGCCAACAUAUGCAUCUCUCACUACAACCUGCCAGUUCCACCCUUGAAGCUUCAUUCCUCGCGGGCAUCCUAAAGCGUCUUCCUAGUCUCUGGAGCUUCUGCUUGCCGCUAGAAGUCUCUUACGAACGGCGCAAACCGUGCAUGGCUGGAGACACAGUCGGCUGGGGAACACAAUCACGAGCUGUCCCUAUUCGAAAGGUGGAAUCUAGCCACUGGGAACUUCGAUGCAUCGAUGUCACUGCCAAUAUGUACUCCACACUGGCAGCAAUCCUGGGUGCCGGGCUUCUAGGGUUGGCAGGCAAGGAGCCAUUGACUUGGCCGGAUCUGGGUAUUCCAGCAAAUCAAGCUUCAUUUUGUGGCGAGGCCCUACCACAAAGCCUCAAUGAUUCUUUGGAAAUCUUGGAUGCGGAUGAUGGCCUUCUAUCUUCCAUGAUCGGUCGGCCCAUGAUAGACCACUAUAUUAAUAUCAAGCGCUAUGAGAUCCGUCAGAUGAAAGAGAUGGACCCGCAGGCAAUCAGAGAACUUCUUAUUGAGCUAUUUUAG
Molecule: messenger RNA, 1308 nt
Organism: Penicillium samsonianum
Lineage: Eukaryota; Fungi; Ascomycota; Eurotiomycetes; Eurotiales; Aspergillaceae
Product: glutamine synthetase
Exons: 1
Coding region: 1-1308 (435 amino acids)
Molecular function (GO): glutamine synthetase activity
Source: RefSeq, a predicted model, not a curated record